AGUAGUGGCCACACGGAAGGACAAAAAAAAUGCAGACGACGAUGUGCUUCCGGAAGGAGAUUAUUGCCGGACCCGACAGUUGUUGCUGAUGUUGGGGGCGGCUCACGUGUGCCGGGUGCGGAUGCUGUACCGGAGGAUCCUCCUCCUCCACCGCCUCCUGCCCCCUGACCUGCGGGCUCUGGGCGAUCAGUAUGUCAGGGACGAGUUCAGGAGGAACAAGACGGCUGAGCAGCAGGAGAGCGAAAGAUUCAUACAGGAGUGGAUGGAAUAUGCACAUGUACUGCAGAAACAGGUUUCACACACAGUGGUGGAACCAAAGCAAAAAAUGCAGUUAGGAGCUGACUUAACGGAGGAAAAACUAAAAGGCUUCAACAAUGAACAAAUUGGACAGCUGUAUGAACUGAUGCAAGAAGCCACAAAGCCCAAUCUCCAGUUUAAUAUAAAAAAUGCUUCCUCCUGUAAGAACUCAUAAUGAUGUGUGCAAAACAAGUUAGGGCAAAUACUAAAUAUUUAGUAUUUCUAAAUACUGCAUGUCUUUUAGAAAUGCCUACAUAUUUUACUUCUUAAUCUGUCCAGUUAUUCAGAACAAACAGGACAAUCAUCAAUUCAAUAUAGACUAGUAAAACAAAUCUCACGAAUAUUGGAUCAUGUUGUAAAUAUGGUGCAAACAUCACAGGACUGAAUUUAUUUAAAAAUGUAUUUUCAUGUCGGAAGUUUUUCAGAUUGCUAAAUUCAUUAAGCAAUUUUUUUGCUUGGAAUAAGUAGGAAGAAUCAAAUUGAUGCAUUUUCACGAUUGUGCAAUUUUGAUUAUGUUGGGUAAUAAAAAUAAUAAACCUUG
This is a messenger RNA of Callorhinchus milii (elephant shark), 838 nucleotides long. It is a transcript of the gene sdhaf3, whose product is annotated as succinate dehydrogenase complex assembly factor 3. The record is from RefSeq and is a predicted model, not a curated record. The transcript is spliced from 4 exons. Gene Ontology annotation, cellular component: mitochondrial intermembrane space; mitochondrion. Gene Ontology annotation, biological process: mitochondrial respiratory chain complex II assembly; succinate metabolic process. Lineage: Eukaryota; Metazoa; Chordata; Chondrichthyes; Chimaeriformes; Callorhinchidae. The coding region runs from base 89 to 472 and encodes 127 amino acids.